UCCCAUCACUCUUUGUGGAUCGAGGUUUCUUUUUCUUCAACCUGUAAACUUUUAAAGCACUCCGUUAGAUGGAUCUUCUGGUUUCAGUUCUUUCUACUUUGUCAUCGCUUGCUAUUUUUUAAUCAACUUGGCCUGAUACUGGGAACCGUUUUGUGGUUUAUGUUGAGACUCAGUAGCAGUAUUGGGGAAUUUACAGUAUUUAAUCAUGUUAUUGCAAGAAGCAUUAGAUUGCUAUAUUUACCAUUAAAGAAACUUAAUUGAAUUCAGCACCGCAAAACACUAGUUGAAGCAACUGAAAUAUAUUUAAGAUCAAUUAUCAUGUUCAAGAUACUUCUAUUUCUGGGUAGAUGAUAUUCUUGCAUAAUUUGAGGUGUAUUUAUAUUGAGUGGAUCCUUUGGUAAGAAACUAAUUAGACCAUUGAUAUUCUAUUGUAAUUUCACCCUAUAUGAAGUAAUACUUACUAUAUGACACUGAGGGCUAGGAUUAUGAUUCUCGCUGGCCUCCUACUUCUUGAAAAUUUUGUCUUCAUUUAUGGGAACUUUGUGGGAUAUUCUGAUAGAUAAUAAAUUUCUAGAAUGAAUUCCAUCCUUUUUAAUUCUCCUUUUUGCUGGAUAUGAUCAUCUGGUCCUUCCUUUUCAACUUCAUAAGGGGAAUGGUAGUGGAGAAAUUUUUCCUUUUUAAGGGGGAUUUAUAGCUGGACUAGUAUCUUUAUUGUUGAAAGUAUGUGAGGGAUCCCAGGAUCAAAUCAUCUACUGUGGUUUUGAAGACUGAAAAAAAGAGAAAAAUUUGCUUCUCCAAAUGUUUCAACAAUGCAUUAGCGAUUGCCUCUGGAAUACAGUUCUGAUCUCAUAAAUUCUUCUAUCCUUGACAUAGUUAUUGACUUAUGAUUCUACAUUUCUAAGCGUGACUUUUUACGGUCAUAUAUAUAUAUAUAUAAGCUAUGACAUACGAUUUUGAUACCUUAGUUCAAAUGCCAUUCACACAUUCACAUGAUGUUCUUUCCACUUUCAACUUUCUUUUCUUGUGCAUAUAUUCAUUUAUUUUGAGCGCGGACUUUGUUUUUCCUCGUGAUGAAAGUUUAAUUUCAUGUGUGGACUUUGUCUUCUUUAUUUUGGCAAUGUUUUACCUUCACAGAACAAGAAAGAUUUUUGGGAUUUCUCUUUCUCUCAUCCUUAUAAACUUGGCUGCUAUAAUGGAGCGUGCCGAUGAAAAUCUCCUUCCUGCUGUUUACAAAGAAGUUAGUGAAGCUUUUAAUGCUGGGCCAGCUGAUUUGGGGUAUCUUACUUUCGUAAGGAACUUUGUGCAGGGACUGGCAUCACCCCUGGCAGGUGUUCUAGUUCUAAUUUAUGAUCGCCCUGCAGUGCUUGCAAUAGGGACAUUAUGCUGGGCCUUAUCGACAGCUGCAGUGGGUGCAAGCCAGCAAUUUAUGCAAGUUGCAUUUUGGAGAGCUGUAAAUGGCUUUGGACUGGCAAUUGUAAUACCAGCAUUGCAGUCUUUCAUUGCUGAUAGCUAUAAGGACAGUGUAAGGGGAACUGGAUUUGGGUUGGUAAAUCUUAUUGGUAACCUGGGUGGUAUAGGAGGUGGUGUACUCGCGACCGUUAUGGCUGGCCAGCAGUAUUGGGGCAUCCAAGGAUGGCGUUGUGCCUUCAUCAUGAUGGCAACAUUGAGUUCUAUAAUUGGAUUUCUUGUUUUCUUAUUUGUUGUUGACCCAAGGAAAACAAUGAAUAUCCAUCGUGAUGCUCUUGAAAGAGAUGAUAGGAAAGAGAUGAUAGAAAGGAGCAAUUCUAGUGUAUCUUCCAUUUGGACAGAGUCUUGGACAGCCAUGCAAGCUGUUAUGAAAGUGAAAACAUUUCAGGUUAUUGUUCUGCAGGGCAUUGUUGGAACUCUACCAUGGACCGCCAUGGUUUUCUUCACCAUGUGGUUUGAACUAAUUGGUUUUGAUCAUAAUAGCACAGCAUUCCUCCUAAGUCUCUUUGCUGUUGGAUGUUCAUUUGGGGCGCUUCUUGGCGGAGUGAUAGCAGAUCGAAUGUCACAUAUUUACCCACACUCUGGCCGGAUCAUGUGUGCGCAAUUCAGCGCCAUCAUGGGCAUUCCAUUCUCGUGGUUUCUGCUUAAAGAAAUUCCUCAGUCAGUAAGCAGUUAUUUUACUUUUGCUGUUACAGUUUUCCUGAUGGGUCUUAGUAUCAGCUGGAAUGGUUCUGCUGUUAAUGCACCAAUAUUUGCCGAGGUAGUCCCUGUGAAACACCGAACCAUGAUUUACGCAUUCGAUCGCGCUUUUGAAGGAUCACUCUCCGCUUUUGCUGCACCCUUAGUUGGAAUUCUUUCAGAAAAUAUGUUUGGGUAUGAUUCGAAAUCUAUCGAUCCAGUUAAAGGUUCUGUUCAGCAGGCUUCUGCACUGUCAAAGGGACUUCUGUCAAUGAUGACAGUUCCAUUUGGUUUGUGUUGCUUGUUUUACACCCCAUUAUACAAGUAUUUUUGGCAGGAUCGUGAAAAUGCCAGAUUGGCAAGCUUAAAAGAGGCAGAGAUGACAAGAGUAGCAUUGUAAGGAUUACACCAUCUGAUUACUGAAGCUAUGGCUUCCACAGAAAUUUUUGUUUUUUUGUGUUGAGAAUUUGAUACUUGGUUUUCCUCUGCUUGAUUGAAGCAUAUGCAUAGGGCAGCUUGUACAUUCAACAAAAUACAUGCAUGACGUUGUUGAAGUUGAA
This is a messenger RNA of Manihot esculenta (cassava), 2705 nucleotides long. RefSeq lists its product as uncharacterized. Gene Ontology annotation, biological process: transmembrane transport. The transcript is spliced from 3 exons. Bases 941 to 2545 code for a protein of 534 amino acids. NCBI's taxonomy places the organism in Eukaryota, Viridiplantae, Streptophyta, Magnoliopsida, Malpighiales, Euphorbiaceae. The record is from RefSeq and is a predicted model, not a curated record. Gene Ontology annotation, molecular function: transmembrane transporter activity. Gene Ontology annotation, cellular component: membrane.